Messenger RNA from Carcharodon carcharias (great white shark), 4801 nucleotides. It is a transcript of the gene plekhh1, whose product is annotated as pleckstrin homology domain containing, family H (with MyTH4 domain) member 1. The record is from RefSeq and is a predicted model, not a curated record. The transcript is spliced from 29 exons. Gene Ontology annotation, cellular component: cytoskeleton. NCBI's taxonomy places the organism in Eukaryota, Metazoa, Chordata, Chondrichthyes, Lamniformes, Lamnidae. Bases 193 to 4512 code for a protein of 1439 amino acids.
GGAGUCUGCACUUUGGAGCCAGAAAAGGAGACACAAGAGGAGAGAAAGUUCAAUCCAGAUGCGAAGGCGCUGGGAUCUCACUGACCGUCACCUCCGGCUACGGGAGUGAAGAAGGAGAACGCUGUUGACCCAAACACAAGGGUUGAAGAACCUUGAGGACGUGCACCCCACCACCGGUGAGAGCUAGUUAUCAUGGAGACAAUGACCGAGAAUGGCAGCGGUGGCUUCAACUGGCAGAAGCGGUGCAUUACGCUGGAAUCCCAACUCUUCAGGUUUCGGUUGCAAGCAGGCAAGAUCCGGGAGCUGUUAGCUGAAAAGAUGCAGGAGUUGGAACAAAGAGUGAUUGAGGCUGACCAGCGGGCAGAGAAUGCAGAGAAACAGGUGCAGGCAAUGAGGGAGAAAUUGAAAGUGGCCAAUGUCCAGACCAGCGAAUCAGAGAACAGUUUAUUCAGGAGGUACCAAGAAGUAACCAGUACACUGCAGGAAAAGGAUGACAUGAUUCAGAGGUUGGAACAACAGUUGGAUAAACAGAACCAGUUAAGAGCCCAGGAAGCGAAGGUGAUUGAGGAAAAGGCGGCCAGAAUCAAAGAGUGGGUGACGUUUAAGUUAAGAGAACUGGAAUUUGAAAACCAUCAUCUCAAAGUAACCACCCGGAAGCAAGCUGAACAGAUUCAGGCCCUGCACACCAAGAUUCAAGAUUUACAAGGCAAGAGACCAGGAGCAGAUUUGACGGAAAUCUCGGAAUCUCCUCCUGUGCCACCGACUCCACAGGCCCUCCCCACGCUUGAGAAGCCUGACCAGGUUACAAAGUUUCCCACCGAGGACAGGAAGGAGCUAUUUCAGCAAAGCUCCACGGUAACAGCAGAGGAAGGAAGACCUGGCGAUGCGGAAGAUCAGCGGAGCUGCAGUCCAGUCCAAGCAAGUGCAAAGACAGAUGCAUGCGGUCUGGAGCCUGCUGGUUCCUCCCAUGAUGGUCAGUCAAGUGCCACAGUGGACAGUGGCUCUGAACUUGAGGGAGUGAGGGCUGAACAGGCUGUGCCUCCAUUGCGAGUGACGAAAGAGACUGUUGUGCUGAAAACAUCUUCAGACAACAAGAGUACUUCAGCCUCAUCGACCAGCACACAGCUGGCCUCAGACCAGGAUGUUUCAUCUGACGAACUCAGCAGCAAGUUCCGCUCACAGAGGCUGGACUCUUCCUCAUCCUCAAGUGAGACCAAUGCACUAAGCCCCGGCGUACCUCCCACACCGCCUGUUAAACUGUCCUCACCGCGCUCACUAAGGCCCACUCCACAAACCUUCACUGCCAAGGAAAGCAGCAUUGGCACCAGCAUGACCCUGCCCAAGGUAAGGACUCCAUUGGCGCCCAGGGACAGUAUCCAGCUGGCGAAGAAACACUACAGCCAGCCGCAGCCUGGCGCGGAGAGGUUCAACCACAUUGUCUGUAUUGACAUCUGCUCCUUCAAACCCAUCGCCUUCCCACGGCAACCCAUCCAGGUACAAGAGACGGAUAUCGACGACGUUCCUGAGCAGAUGGAAACAGAAGAGUGUGAUGGCUCUCCCACACAGGAGCUCUCCCUCCCAUCGCCAUCUGUAUCGAAAGAGGUACUGGAUUCUGAAAGUGCCAAACGUGUCUCGAUCAACAAGCCUCCACCGCCACCCUUACAUCGUUUUCCUUCUUGGGAAGGUCGAAUCUAUGCCCUGGCCAAGUCUGGCAUGAGGAUGUCUGAGGUGACCUUUGGAAGCAGCUCCCCUAAGAGACUGUCAAACCUUCCUGCAAGUAUAACCUCUGGUCCCUUCACACACCUCAUUUACAAGAAUGUGACCAUUCCCGUCUACACUACUUUGAAAGGGAAAGCCACACAAAUCAGCAGCAUUCCCUUCCCGGAUGAGUCCUCGGGAUCCGACGAUGACAGCAGCUCCCAAGCCAGCUUCAGAACAUCCACUGCCGGGUCUGAGUCAAGGAAAAACAGUGGCCCUGGCAGCCCCCGAGCUGUAAAAAGAGGGGUCUCGAUGUCCUCAAUCAGUUCUGAGAGUGAUUAUGCCAUCCCUCCUGAUGCCUGCUCUGUGGACAGUGAUUACUCUGAGCCUGAGCACAAGCUCCUUCGAACCUGCUCCAUCUACUCGACAGAGAGCGGCUGCAAUGAGCCUUUAGAGAAAUCUGGUUACCUGCUGAAGAUGGGUGGCCAGGUGAAGACAUGGAAGAGGCGAUGGUUUGUGCUGAGAAACGGCGAGAUCCUUUACUACAAGUCACCUAGCGAUGUCAUCCGCAAGCCACAGGGCCAGAUUGAGCUCAACUCCUCCUGUCGCAUCAUUCGUGGGGAAGGAGCACAAACCUUCCAGUUGGUGACGGAGAAAAGGACAUACUACCUGACUGCUGACUCCCCAAACAUCCUGGAGGAAUGGAUCCGAGUACUCCAGAGCAUUCUGAAGGUUCAGCUGGCCAGCCCUGUCAUCACACAGAUUGAAUCAAAGCCUUCUGUCAGAGGCUGGCUGACCAAGGUGAGGCAUGGCUACUCCAAGCUGGUCUGGUGCUCCCUCGUAGGAAAAGUGUUCUACUACUUUCGGAACCAAGAUGACAAGUUCCCUCUGGGCCACCUGAAAGUCCGAGAGGCUAAAGUCGGAGAGGUGGACCGUUCCUGCGAUUCCGAUGAGGAUUAUGAGGCGGGAGGCCGAGGGUUCCUCUCCUCACACUUCACUCUGGUCAUCCAUCCAAAGGAUCAAAGUCCGACUUACCUACUGAUUGGAACUAAGCAGGAAAAGGAAACCUGGCUGUACCACUUGACCGUGGCAGCUGGGAGUAGCCGUUACAAAGUUGGCACUGAAUACGAGCAGCUCAUCGGAAAACUGCUGGAUGUCGAUGGGGAGCAGAACUCGCCAAUCUGGAAACACCCUGUACUGUGCUGCAGCAAAGAUGGCAUCUCGAAUGCCCUCACCACUCUCCCCUCGGAAGCACUGCAGACUGAGGCACUCAAGCUGUUCAAGUCAUGCCAACUGUUCAUCAAUGUGCUGGUCGAGGCGCCUUCGAUAGACUAUCAUGUGUCACUGGCGCAAAAUGCACUGCAGGUUUGCUUGACACACACGGAGUUACAAAAUGAGAUCUACUGUCAGUUCAUUAAACAGACCAGCCAUAGGCAGCCGCACAACUUCUCCCUCAUACAGUGCUGGCAGCUCCUGGCUUUGUGCGUCGCUCUUUUCCUUCCCCAGCACCACUUCCUGUGGUAUCUCAAACUUCACCUGCAGCGCCACGCUGACCCCAGGACUGAGAUAGGUAAAUACUCCAUCUACUGCCAAAGGUCAGUGCAGCGCACUCUACGGAACGGAGAUCGGGAAGCCAAGCCAUCCCGGAUGGAGAUAAUGUCAAUCCUCCUGCGGAAUCCUUACCACCAUUCCCUGCCGUUCAGUAUCCCAGUCCACUUCAUGAAUGGUACUUACCAGGUUGUGGGCUUUGAUGGUUCCACCACAGUUGAAGAGUUCUUGAACACACUGAACCAGGAACUAGGGAUGAGAAAGCCUCUACAUUCGGGAUUUGCGCUCUUCACUGAUGACCCUUCUGGGAAAGAUUUGGAACACUGUCUGCAGGGCAAUGUGAAGAUUUGUGAUGUAAUUUCAAAAUGGGAGCAAGCCCUAAAAGAACUGCACCCUGGUAAAUAUGAAAGCAACAGGAUUGUGAGACUCACGUAUAAAAGCCGGAUGUAUUUCAGAGCUCAGGCAAAGGGUGAAACGGAGCGAGAGCGCCUCCUGCUGACAUAUCAGGUUAACGAUGAGGUGUUGAAUGGACGAUUCCCUGUCAAUAAAGACCUGGCAAUGGAGGUGACUGCAUUAAUGGCGCAGGUAGAGUAUGGAGAUCUGGCACGCCCCAACCCUUCCAGUCCAGGUGGCAGCUCCCAGUCUAAGAUGCAGCAGUUUCUGCAGCAGGUUCUGGAGAAAUUCUACCCCAAACACUACCGACAAGGCUGCACCCCUGAGCAGAUCAGGCAACUGGCGGACAGACUGGCUACAAAAUGGAUGCUUCUGAGGGGGUGUAGCGGAUCAGACUGUGUGCGGAUCUACCUGACGGUCACCCGAAAGUGGCCGCUGUUUGGAGCGAAACUCUUCACCGCAAAGCCGAUUGCACCGUCACCCCUUGAUGAGAAGCCCGUGUGGUUAGCAGUGAAUGAAGAUGGUAUCACCAUACUAGAGUGCAGCACAAUGCAUCUCGUGAUAAAUUAUUCCUAUCUGUCGGUCAUGACUUUUGGAGGUUGCCGUGAUGACUUUAUGAUUGUAGUCAGCAAAGCUAAGGAUGGGAACCCAACGAAGACCACCAUUGAAAAACUAGUGUUUGCUAUGGCGAAGCCUAAGAUCCUGGAGCUGACGCUAAUACUUGCCAGCUACAUCAACUACAGCAGCUGCCACUCAUUGCCUAUCUCACCCAACCCACCUCCUGCAACCUUCUCGGGCAAGAAACUGUGGGAGAUCGACAGCAAGCAUUUCCCAACCAUGACGCGGACUACACAAGGUCCUACCCUGCUCUGAGAUCCCAAGUUGACUAGUAGCUGAAGGCACGACGCUGUUGCCCAAGCUAUUGGAGGACAAACCACUUGGAAGAUUCAAAUGGUGCAUGGAUCACUGUUGUGUCUGGACCUUAUAUUUGCAGCUUGUAUUUAAGUGCUCGAGUAGUAUUUAGAGUUGAUUCUUUUUUUCGCCACUACCCAUCUUUUGUGAGUUAAGUGCGCAAGUCCCAGGAUGCUUUGUGCUGUUGCUGCGAAGGCUGGUCCAUAUGCAGUAAACUAGAAUGGUGCAGGCUGUUGGGAAAGGUGCCUUU